UACGUAAAAGAAAAUAUGGAAUUGUUAAUAUUAUUUCGUGUAUCCGUAAUAACCAUAUUAUUUGUCUUCAUCUUUGUAUUGCUGAUUUUGAGAAUGAUGGAGCCAUAAUUUUGUAAUAUCUGGAAUCCAAUAACAUUGCCUGUGAGCUGAAGGAAACGCGAAUCAAAGCCAAGAUUCACGUGCUUCAAUAUAGUUCCCUGGUUUUAUUCGUGGCAUUCAUCCAUCGAUUGGUACUCUUAAAAGCAAGCCAGCAGCAUACAUUUGUGGGCCCGAACACCACCACCACGACUUCUACUCCGUUUUGUUUUCGUCGUUUCGUGUUCGUCGUAAUGAAAGAUUAAGAUUUUUCUUUUGGCCAAAAGUAGAUGGUUGUAAGAUUUUAACAUUCAGUUCCGAAUCGAACGCUGUAAGAUCAAGACGUCUUGGCCACCAAACAGUUCGUUGCAACUCGUUGAUUGUACGCCUACAACAAAAAAAAACGAAUGUCUUUCUCUGGAUUUUCUUGACUCCGGUUUCGGUGACAAACUCAGAACAAUCGUAGAGCUUUGUGUUGUGUGUCUGUUGCGCUGGAAGAAGACCAUAAAGCCGGUCUUUUUCGUGUGAGUUCUUUCAUUGGCAAAGAAAUUUCGUUCAAGUUAACCGAAAAGUAAAAGAAACGAAAAAAAUAAACGUAAAAAGAAAGAAACUGGCUCUAAAGGAAAAGUUGUUGCCCAGUCAAGCAAAGAAAUAAAAUUUCUAAGUUUUCAAAGAACAACGAUUUGUGCAAUAACUUCUUUUGCUGUUGCCUUGGCUGUCGGUCUGUUUUGUGUGUUGGUUUGUGCCAAAGACAACAAAAAAAGUCGAACAAUUCAAUUCAAAAGUGACACAAUUUGUUAACCGAAAAAUAAAAACAGAAGCAGAAGAAGAAGCAAGUUUUUCAAAAAAGAACGAAUAUAACACAAAUUUCGCAUGGAAGUGUCUUAACAAUCAAAAGAAUCAGAACAGAACUUUUUUUCAGUCAAGUAAUUUCGUGGUGUGGAUUAUAUAGAACACCUAGAGGUUUUUGCAAUUUACUCUACAUGAGCUUAAUGUCCGAUAAAAGUUUCAAAAUGAAGAUGCGCGAUGUUGAAACAGCCUUCAAAUAUAGGCGUUUUCCCUAUCCCAAAAGAUCCGUUGAACUGAUUGCCUUACUGGCCAUAUCCUGCACAUUUUUCUUAUUCAUGCACACAAAUAAACUCAACAGUCGCCUUAAAGAGAUGGAAAUGAAAUUACAGCCAUCAGAAUUUUCAGCACUCGGUCUGACAGGCAGCAAUCAUUUGGAUGGACCUAAACCCGAAGACAUCAACACCCUCCAUGGCACUUAUCAAUAUUUGAAAAGCACUGGCCAGCGUCAUCAGCGACACAUUGAUCGUGAUUUAGAUGAGCAUGAAUCGACACAUCAAAUACGAGUACCCAAGAAUCGAAAGAGACAUCAUCUUAGUCACCACAAGAAAAGUGAUCGCUUGCAGUUGGCCUUGGCCCCGAACGGCAAAGCCGGUGACAAACAUGAAAAGCAUGGAGGCAAAGCCGGAAAAACAAACCAUGGCCAUCAUGGUAAGAAGCAUCACAGCAAACAUCACAAGAUGGCACAUGAUGAUGAUGAUGAUGACGAGGAGGAGUAUGAUGACGAAGACAAUUAUGAUGAUGACGAUGAUGAUGAAGAAGAAGAUGAAAAGCCUGGCCAUGGCCAUAAAAGUAAACACCCCAAAGAAGAGACCGAAGAGGAAUAUGAAUACGAAGACGAUGAAUUGUAUUCGGCUGAUGCAUUGAAUAACACCAAAAGAGCUGAGGUCGAUGUUGUAUUCUUCAAUCGGGUACCCAAAGUGGGUAGCCAAUCUUUGAUGGAGUUAAUGGUAAAAUUGGGUAAAGUCAAUAAUUUUGUACACUCCCGCGAUGUGGGAAAACCCCAUGAGACCAUAUUCCUCCAGCCACCCAAGCAAAAGGAAUUGAUUCAUGAAAUCUAUAAUCUGACACGGCCACGCAUCUACAGCCAGCACAUUGCCUAUAUCAACUUUACCCAACACCAUAUGCCACGGCCAAUUUACAUUAAUUUGGUACGCGAUCCCAUUGAACGCAUCCGUUCGUGGCAUUAUUAUGUACGUGCCGAAUGGUAUUAUCGCGAUUUGAAGGCCAAGUUGGGUGACAGAGCACCACCAAUGCCGCCAAAAGAAUUUAUGGAAAUGGACUUGGAUACCUGUGUCAAGACCGGAGAUAUCCACUGUCAAUUCAAUCAAAUGCAAAUUAAGAACCCGGCUGGAGAUCAUCGUCGUCAGACCUUGUUCUUUUGUGGACAAAACAAGAAGUUGUGCAUGCCCUUCAAUUCCAAAGCUGCCAUGCAAAAAGCCAAGCGAACCGUAGAGGAAGAUUAUGCUGUAGUGGGUACCUGGGAAGACACCAACAUUACGCUGUCAGUUUUGGAACACUAUAUACCACGAUUCUUUACAAAUGCCAAAACGGUGUAUUAUGAGGGCAGAGACCGUUUCUCCCGUGUCAAUAAGAACAACGUUACGCGCCCCAUCAGUGAAGAGACCCGCAUGAUAUUGAGCAAAAAUCUCACCCAUGAAAUUGAGUUCUAUGAAUUCUGCAAGCAGCGUCUCUAUUUGCAGUAUAAUGCCAUCAGCGAUGGCCAAUCUUUGGACAAUGAUGACUACAUGUUGAUACCGGAUAGUCAAGAAGAAGAAGUCGACGAAGAAGAGUAAACUCAGUGCUUUUUUUUUUGUAAAGUUUUAAUGUACUUAGAUCCAUAAGCUAUAUUAAGAUACGCAAUUUUUUUUACCUAUGUAUAAUCAAAGAAUUUCUAAAGUCUUAGCGAAAAUAAAGUACAAUUUAAUAAAAAAACAAAUAUUUUUGAAAGAAA
Musca domestica (house fly) is the source of this 2875-nucleotide messenger RNA. RefSeq names its product heparan sulfate 2-O-sulfotransferase pipe. The transcript has 8 exons. Gene Ontology annotation, molecular function: sulfotransferase activity. The record is from RefSeq and is a predicted model, not a curated record. Gene Ontology annotation, cellular component: membrane. NCBI's taxonomy places the organism in Eukaryota, Metazoa, Arthropoda, Insecta, Diptera, Muscidae. The coding region runs from base 1059 to 2717 and encodes 552 amino acids.